Messenger RNA from Ectocarpus sp. CCAP 1310/34, 594 nucleotides. The record is from the annotation of a GenBank genome assembly. Lineage: Eukaryota; Phaeophyceae; Ectocarpales; Ectocarpaceae.
GCGGCGGUGAACUGCGUGGGCUUUGGUUCGUAUCCAGUGACGGGCGUGCUGGUGGUGCUAGCGCAAGAAGUGAUGGAAAGAGUUGCACAAGACGAUGCUACGGUCCUGUUUGAUAUGGUGGAAGGUUUGCUGAGAGAGAAGCUGUUCCACUCGGCGGAGAUUGUUGGAGGUAUCUUGCUGUCACGGGCGAGCGUUUCCCAACAUGCCGGAUUGCACGCCGAGGCUCUGUCGAUGUUCGCCGAUGCGUUGAAGGGCCGUGGUGAACACAAGCGAGCCACGGCGUACUACAAGCAAUCUCUGCUGCAUCGCCAGCUGCAGAAGGAGAUAGCCUCCUCGCCCGGAUCAGCAUUCAUGUCGCCCCCGCCCCCGCCGCGACCGGCGUCUGCUGGGGUGGGCGGCUCCUCGCAGCAGCAGCAACAGCAGCAGCAGCAACCACCACCACAAGAACAACAACCGUACACAUCUUGGGCGGACCGGCGGAGAGAUAGAAGCGGAUUGCGAGGAGGAGGGGUGGCGCAGGCGGGGGGCGCCGGGUCGGGCGUGGAUCGGACAGCGAACCUUACGACGUCCCAGGUGUGGGCGACGUCGAGUUGA